AAUCAUAGCGGGAUUUGUGCUACUGAUUAGGGACCCAUAAAGGGAAAUGAAAUGUUCUGGGAGAAAUUUCAAAAACCCAAAGUCAUUCAAAUUUAAGGUUUUGAAAUGUUUCAUCGAUAAGUUUUCUCAUGUCUCUUUUUCGCCAAACGUCAGCCAUUAAAUUUGUGCGAUGAAAUGUUUCCACGAAAUCCACUGAGAGUAACAUUUCGCUUCACCAUACAGGCUCUCUACUACUGAUUCCUUCAAAUGAUGCGCAAAUCACAUUACAACGCGUUGAAACGCGUUUUUGGUUUGGGAAAAAAGUGAUUAAUUAAGCGAUUAACGACUUCCUUGGAAAAUUUCGAACGCAUUCUAGUUCAGUUAGUAGUUACUCAUGAUGGCAUGGAUGAAACGCGUUCACAACCAGAAAGUGACAACACGGAAAAAUCUAAUGCUAGAGAUUCUCUUGAACUGUCGCAGAGACCAAUAUGUAUUUUAAUGAUAACGCCAACAGCAAUAGGCAAAAACGAAACAUCUAAUGAAGUUGAAAUCGGUACGGAAAAUGACGAUGACGACCUCUCGAACAUAAACCCAGCAAAGCUAGAAGAACAGCCAUCACUGGAAGAAAUAAUUAAUUCGUUUCAUGAUUUCAAAGUGACAUUAGAAAAGUCCGGAUCGAAUGAUUUUCACGUAUUUUCACAGAAACUGAACCGAAUAUUCACCAGCACGGACAAGUCCCUGACCUUCAACAUGGCGAUGAACCCUCACACGCCCCUCCUCGUCCGAAUUAUGCUGGUCUGUUCGAACCAAAUCUUUCAACCUCUAUCCCGAUGCUCGUACCACAUCAGAGGGGACAACACGACGUUUCGGGACCACGUGGUCACGCACAGGGAUUCCGCGGCCAGAUACGUCGGCACGGCAAACAGAAUCUACCAGCGGGAACGGUUGGCGAUUCUCGUUCCGAUAGAGGAAAUCGGCCAGAAGAGCAUUUCCCUGGAGUUUAAGUGUUUGAGUUCGUGUUACAAAAUCAGGAAAAUAGCGACGGCACUGGUGUUUACACUGGAAGACGAAAAUUCCAAUAGCGUUUUGGGUCGGCAAAUUUUCAACGUCCACGUGUCGAAAAACUACAUACGGGACAUGGAGGUGGCAGAGAGAAACGGUCCACAUAAGCGUAAUUUGUCGAAAUUAUUUCAAGAUGAAGCUGCUGGACCGUCGACCGGGAGAGACGCUUUAAUUGACUUGAGCGAAUUGAAGCUUUUGCUGCCACCAGAGAUGGCAGGUGAAUUUUUGGAAGUGAACCGGCAAUUUUUCAAGGCCAAGUUGUACAGUGCUCAGGAUGAUGCUAUAAAAAAUAGUCUAAAACUGUGUUUGGAAAAGGUUGAUAAGGUAAUGUGCAAUUUUAGUAAUAAAAGAAAAUUGAAGGAUAACACUGACGUGAUUUGAAGGGAGUACGGAUGUGAGUAAAAAAACCAAAUUCUAAAAAAAAUCAUAAUACAACAAAACAGCACAUAGAAUGUA
Culex pipiens pallens (northern house mosquito) is the source of this 1497-nucleotide messenger RNA. RefSeq lists its product as uncharacterized. NCBI's taxonomy places the organism in Eukaryota, Metazoa, Arthropoda, Insecta, Diptera, Culicidae. The transcript is spliced from 3 exons. Gene Ontology annotation, molecular function: RNA polymerase II cis-regulatory region sequence-specific DNA binding; DNA-binding transcription factor activity, RNA polymerase II-specific. Bases 382 to 1422 code for a protein of 346 amino acids. Gene Ontology annotation, biological process: apoptotic process; regulation of transcription by RNA polymerase II. Gene Ontology annotation, cellular component: nucleus. The record is from RefSeq and is a predicted model, not a curated record.